ACUACAAAACCCGGUUUCGUUCGAAAUUUUGAAUUUCAGAUAGUUCGAGCCUUGAGGUGUGUGGGAGGACGGAGAUCAGCGAUGGAGAUCGCGGCGGACUCUCUGGACGGCUCUGUGAUCUUCCACGCCAUUAACGAAAUCUCAGGUUUCGUGCUUUACAUGCACCAGCAAAUCCCUUCAUUGUUGCAGGAUAUUACUCUGGAAUUCGAUUCGCUCUGUUCUGAGUACAAGGAUUCGGAAAUGGCUCUUCACCAGAACGAGGUGAAGCCAACGCUUCGGAGAAAGCACGCCGGCCAAAUGAGGGAAGCCAAGCGCGGGAUUCGAAGAUUCCAGAAGCUGAUGCGUCAAGUUUCUGAUCUCCAAACUGCGCUGAAGCUGAUGAUCAGUGAGGUUCCUCAGUUCCAAGAAGCCAUUUUGGUGAUCGGAGCGAGUCCGCUACGGCCUCAUCAUGUCUAUGAGUUGAGCUUUUCAAGCGCAAGCGCUGUUCCUAGUAGCAGUGGUGAACAUGAACAUGAAAAGGAACUUGAUUUCGGCAAAAGCAGAGCGGCGGAAGUGCUUUGUAGAAAAGCGAUUCGGGGGCUGAUCUCAAAGGGUGCUGGGUGUGCUUCUUAUUCAGGGCGUUCCAAGUUGUUUCUGUUGGUGAAAGCUCCCCCUUGUCUCAAUCUGCCUCUGCAUUUUCUUCCCAAACGUGAUUUCAGAUACAGCAACAAGAUUGUGCCUUUAAGACUAAAGAUUAAGAGAAAAACCCAAGAUCAUAACCUGGAUGCUCUUCCAGUUUCUUCUGAAACUGGCAGUUCUGAUGGGUUGGUUGAGUCUGCUCCAAAUGAUUUUAUAUGGUUCCAAUGUCGGCAUGUAAUCAAGGGCCUGGCAUCUAACACACCGACUGAAGCAGAAUGAAUAGACCUACAUUGUGCAUACAAUAAUUCCUCAUGUCUUAUGGAGAUUAUAUCAUAGUUUGACUGUUGUAACAUUCACCUCUAUUCAGGGCUUGCGUUUAGGUUUCAUGGAUUUCGAA
Molecule: messenger RNA, 1015 nt
Organism: Prunus mume (Japanese apricot)
Lineage: Eukaryota; Viridiplantae; Streptophyta; Magnoliopsida; Rosales; Rosaceae
Product: non-structural protein
Biological process (GO): regulation of exit from mitosis
Cellular component (GO): nucleus
Source: RefSeq, a predicted model, not a curated record